Colletotrichum godetiae is the source of this 591-nucleotide messenger RNA. RefSeq lists its product as uncharacterized. The record is from RefSeq and is a predicted model, not a curated record. The transcript has a single exon. Lineage: Eukaryota; Fungi; Ascomycota; Sordariomycetes; Glomerellales; Glomerellaceae. Bases 1 to 591 code for a protein of 196 amino acids.
AUGCUCGAUGGCUGGGAUAUCUUGAGGCUUCAGAUGGCGCGGUCGAACUUCUCGCCUGUCGGUCUAUCCGUACCCAGCGUGCCAGCCGUCGUCUGGGGUUGGAAAGCUGGGGGAGACUGGGGGACGCGAGACUGGGGGGGAGACGGUGACCCGAAGGAACGUGGCAUCACCUCCACACCCUCCCGGAGUCGAUACCAACAACCUCAACCCACGGCUCAGAAGACAGAAACCACGCCGUCCUACUCGGUUGUGCGGCGCACAUGGAGCCACCGUGCAUAUCGAGCUUGUCAUGGAACUAGUCCCAUCCCCCCUUUAUCCCCUUCCUCUCCCGCAGCAGACUUGUUUCUAGCCUCCAGUCCUGACACUUGCAAGAAGCGCAACACAGGCUGCUCUACGGUCACUAAUGCCCGCUUACACCCUUCGAUACACAUCAGAAGCAUGUUCAGAUCACAUUGCACAAGGCAGGUUGGCUAUUGCCCUACCCUCCGACCCUGCUCUCAUACAGAGGACGGAUGGAUAAGGGUUGUCGAAGUUUCAGAACAGACAGCGCCACCGAUGUCCGAAGAAGUGGUCGAGGUCCUUGAGAAGUGA